CAUAGCAGGGCGAUGCAGUAUGUGCAGGCUUAGCGGGAUUAAUUUAGGGCAUGACCUCUUGUUUGUUGUUCCACUUGAUCUACUUAAAUAAACUGGCGUUGCAACACCAAGACAAAGGUUGAAAUCUCUUCUUCCCAGGAUUGGGGGAAGUGUAUGGAAGGCAGAGAUAAUGAGCUAACCAUGCCACUUCACACAGAUAAACGGAGAGUGGUUCUAAUGCUUGGUGUUACCUGUGGUGACGUGAAAGUGGGGCUGAAGUCCGUUCAUUACUGGCCUGCAGAGGCUGUGCGGGAGGGACUGCUCCUCCGUGUUUAUGGCUGGCGGCCUGGAUAGUCUUGGCUUGUUUGCUUCCCCUGCCCUUCUCUCCCCAUUUCACUGCUAUCAAAGUACAGCGUACCGUAUGUGAACACGACGUGGGGCAGUAACCGUGAAGUGUUCUGGGAUGUGGGCAGUAGCAGCAGCACUGGUGAUAUGUCUCAUGAGAGUGCACACUGAACCCUUGGUUGCUGAAAACACCCAUCUCCUGACCUCUGAAAAGCACAAGAUAGUCCUCAACCAGGGAAUGAAAGAUCCCCCCAGAGACUGUUUUGGGAUGCUGAUGGUUUCGGGGGGUCAGGCCCGGGAUGGAGUGUAUCUAAUUCAGCCUGAUGAAUACCCUAUCCUGGCCUACUGCGCCAUGCAAGAGGGUGGUUGGACCGUGGUACAGCACAUUACAGUCAAUGGCACUGUGGACUUUGACCGCACCUGGGUGGAGUACAAGCAGGGCUUUGGGACCCUGACCGGGGACCACUGGCUGGGCAAUGAACACCUCCACCACCUCACCCGAGGGCCUGGACGCUACAGGCUGGGCAUCAAGCUGGUGGACGAAGAUGGCGUCACCAAGACAGGUGAGUACGACCCUGUCAUGGUGGAGGACGAGCGGUCUGGGUUCAGGCUGCGCCUUGGCCUGUUCCAGGGCUCCGCCUUGGACGCUCUCACCCAGGACACGGAGAACUACCUACACGACAACCAGAGGUUCACCACUAAGGAUCGGGACAACGACAACUACUUCCAGAACUGUGCCAAGCUGGAGUUUCAGGGCGUGGCGGGCGGCGGCUGGUGGUAUGACGCUUGCGCCGGGGCCAACCUCAAUCGCAGGAACGUCAUCUACUGGCAGAAGGACUGCAACAAGGAGCACCUGUGUAAGUAUGCCUGGAUGAUGGUGAAACCCUCAGACACGGUGAAGGUGGUCCACACUGGGGACUGCAAGAAGGAUGAACUGUAGGUCGAUCGAUACCGUCCCGUGGUCA
This is a messenger RNA of Esox lucius (northern pike), 1289 nucleotides long. Its product is annotated as fibrinogen-related domain-containing protein. Bases 443 to 1264 code for a protein of 273 amino acids. The record is from RefSeq and is a predicted model, not a curated record. The transcript has 3 exons. NCBI's taxonomy places the organism in Eukaryota, Metazoa, Chordata, Actinopteri, Esociformes, Esocidae.